Messenger RNA from Epinephelus lanceolatus (giant grouper), 970 nucleotides. Lineage: Eukaryota; Metazoa; Chordata; Actinopteri; Perciformes; Serranidae. The record is from RefSeq and is a predicted model, not a curated record.
UUGUUUUGCUAUGAUUUGAGUUGUGAAUACAGCUGUAAAGAAAGCACAAUACCCAACUGUUCAAAAGAAACAAGCAUCAGUGUUUUCUUAGUGUGGUCGUCCUCUGUGCAGGUUGUUGCAACUGGGGUGUGCCACACAGACCUGUACCAUCUGUUUGAGGGUAUGCAUAAAGACGGCUUCCCAGCAGUCCUUGGCCACGAGGGAGCCGGCAUUGUAGAGAGCGUUGGGCCUGGAGUCACUGAAUUUCGACCAGGAGACAAGGUGAUUCCUCUGUUCAUAUCCCAGUGUGGAGAAUGCCGCUUCUGUAAGAGUCCCAAAACCAACCAGUGUGAGAAAGGAUGGGCUUCUGAUCGCGUUGAUGUGAUGGCAGCCGUAGACUCCAGGUUUACUUGUAAGGGGAAGAAGGUGCUGCAGUUUAUGGGAACCAGUACCUUCUCUGAGUACACUGUGAUAGACCAGAUUUCUGUGGCUAAGAUCGACCCCGCUGCUCCUCUGGACAAAGUCUGUCUGCUCGGCUGUGGGAUCUGCACAGGAUAUGGAGCAGCAGUUAACACAGCUAAGGUGGAACCGGGCUCAACAUGUGCUGUGUUCGGCCUGGGAGCUGUGGGUUUGGCUGCAGUCAUGGGCUGCAAGGCUGCAGGAGCCAAGAGGAUCAUCGCUGUUGACAUCAAUCCAGAGAAGUAUGAGAAGGCCAAGGUGCUCGGCGCAACCGACUUUGUGAACCCCAAGGAUCACAGUAAACCCAUCAGUGCUGUGUUGUGUGAGAUGACUAAUGGAGGAGUGGACUACUCCCUGGAAUGUGUUGGGAAUGUGGGAGUAAUGCGCAGUGCCUUGGAGUCUUGUGUGAAAGGUUGGGGUGUCAGCGUGCUGGUUGGCUGGACAGACAUGUAUGACGUAGCUACCCGACCCAUUCAGCUCAUUGCUGGCCGUACAUGGAAGGGCUCCCUGUUUGGAGGUGAGAUGCCCAUUG